AUGCUCGAAAUGUGCCUGCCAAAGUCCAACCACAAGAAGCUCAUUGAAGAGUGCUAUCCGGUCCCAAAGGCGCUCGCCACCUCCGGACCAGAGUACCGUCCCAACUCCAACGAGCUUAGCCGCCUCGCUUACUAUGCCACCAACAAGCCUGCGAAGCUCGCAAAGGUCGGCGCCGUCCUCGAGGCUCGCGCGGCGACCGAUGCCCGCGCCGCAAAGGGCAGCGGAGCCGCUGCUGACAAGGGAAAGGCUGGUCUGAUGAUCACGCUGUCCAUCACGCAGAACCUCUUGACCGAGUGCAAAGCCCACCUCAACUACUUUAUCCGUCCGGCCCAGGCCAUCAUCGCCUCGGGCCUUGACGCCGCCGGCCCCAACCCGCACAGGCCGCGGGAUCUUGAGAUCAGCGCAAGGUCCGCCAGCGCCUUCUACGCCCUCGCAUCCUACAUCGACCCGGCCACCACGAACGUUGACGGCGGCUUCAAGGAUCUGCUCAAGGGCUUCGCGGGCCUCGCCGUCGAGCGCCCGCGCGCUGCCGGAGGAGUCGACCAGGCCGGCGCAGAGGACGUCGAGCAGCGGAACCGCACACGCCUCAUCGGCCUCAGCGCUCUCGCGGGCGCUGUUGGCUCCGACAUCCUCUAUACGUCCGUCUUUGCGAGCCACUCGUCGCUGAUCGUGCCGGCGCUGCUCGAAAACAUGAAGGACAACCGCGUCACCCUCGACUGGCUCACCAGCGAGUCGAAGAAGGUCGCCGACGGCCGCACCACGUUUUCUGAGCUCAGCAUCAAGAAGCGGCCGCUCGCCUCCCGCCGUGCGCCUUCGCUCUCGGGCCACAUUGAUGGCGAAAAAGGGCCCAAUUACGAGGAGGUCGUCACGCGGGCAAUCGCCAUCAUGCAGGGUCUGCUGCGCCACGGCGACGCGGGCCACGUCCAGUCGGUGGUCGCCCACGCCACCUCUUGGCUCGACGGGCAGUCCUCGCUGACGAUCCCGCCGCCUACGGAUGGCCGACAGGCCAAGUCGCACUGGGAGAACGUCGACUGGUGCCGAUGGCUGGCCCAGUCGCUCUGCAGCUGGACCGCGCUGCAGUACCGCUUCGUCGUGCUGACCACUCUGGUCGAGCACCUGGUCGACGUCUGCGAGGGACAGGCCACCACCAAGCACCUCUCGCUCAUCGAGAUGGCCAAGGGCAUCCUCACUGGUCCGCUCAGCCUCAUUGGCCUCAGCACGUCGGACACGCUCAGCAACCUGGCGGCACUGGCGGUGCGGCGUGUGUACAAGGACACGCGCGACAGCCUCCUGCCUCCGCUAGUCGACUGCAUCAGCGGGCUCGGCACCCACGUCUACUACGCCGACCAGAUCAACGACAUCGCCGACGAGAUUGCCGCCCGAAUCGCCGCUCUGCAGAUGCCAGCGGCCGGUGCUGAAGCGGCUGGCGCUGGCGCCGGUGCCGGUGCUGGCGGCUCGCUCAAGGGCGGGAACCUCACUGAUCACCUUCAGCGCCAGAGGCUCGCCAAUGCUGGUCCCGAGCAGCGCGACGAGAGCAUCCGAGUCCUGCUCUUCUGCCUCAUGGGCGUGCUGCGCACCGCGCACCGCUCCAGCGGCGAGGUGCAGAAGGGUGUCGACGACAGAAUCUCUGAGGACGCCAAGGGCAAGACGGCUGCGGCAGGCAACCAGACGCAGAUCGGACUCGCCCGCGCCGGCACGCGCAACCGCGUCUCGCUGUCGGUGAUGGUGCGGACUGCGUCGCUGCUGACCUCGUCGAACCACGGUGUCCGUCUCGCCUAUAUCCAGACGCUCGUCACCCUCUUCCGCGACGAGAUCGACCGCGAGCGCGGCACAGGCGGAGCGGCCAGCUUCGACGUGGGGCUGUCGGUCGAGAGGAUCGAGGAUGCCAUUGGCUUCAUCCACGCCCUCGCCGCUUCGACCCACGUCAUGGGCCUCAGCAAGUCGCUUUCGGUGGGCCAGGCGGUCACCGGCAACCUACGAGAGUCGCCGCUGGAGAUCCUGCCACAGCUUGAGCGCAUCAACCUCGACCCCGGCAGGCCCGGCUCCCUGAUGAGCGGGACCGCCUCGUCGGGACAGGGCACCGCUUCCGAGGCCACCGCCGCGCUUCCCGUCGACUAUACGGCGAUUGCGCUGGCGCUCGAGGAGCUGAUCUCGGCGGCCCCCAGCGCCGCCGCCUUGGGCCUGACCCCGAUGCUAUUGGCCCUCGACAAGGAUGCUGGCAGCCGUCUGGUGGUCGACGGCCUCUCGAACGGGUCCAACACGGGCCUCGAGAACCAGAGGCGUAUCGCCGCCCGACUCGUCUCGGCCCGCGCUCUGGCGAAGCUCGGCGAGGCGCUCGAAGUCGCCUCCAUCAGCUCGUCGGCCCAGGCGGUGAUCUCGCAGAUUCCGUCCUUUGGCGUCGAGCUCGGUCCCACGCCUCCCGAAGGCCUCACGCUGCCUCCCGAGAUUGUGCCCUUCUCGGUCGUCCCGGGCAUCAACGGUGCUGGCGAGUCGAGCAGCACCGGUUCGCCCUCUGUCAACCGCAGCGGCGUCAUCGAUGGAUUGGCCUCGAGCGCAAAGCUGCAGUCGACGAGCCACCUCGAUACCGCCACGAUCCGACGCUGGCUCGAGCGCGACUGGAGCGUCGGCAUGGCCGUCGACGAGGCCUUUGCCGGUUCCAGCCCAUGUGGCGCGUGGAGCGCCGGCGGUAGCAGCGCCAACCCGACCGCUCUCACCUCGAGGCGGCCGUCGUACGCCCCUUCGUCAUCGGCGGCUGCGGCCCCGGGGGCGGCCAACGGAGCCAACGUCAACGGCACCGGCGAGGGGCUGGCACCGAACGGCUCCGGGUUCCGCCCCAACGGCAGCGUCGUCUCGCUGUCGACGGACACGGCCGAGUCGCGCAGCGCGGGCAUCGACGACUUCCGGGAGGCGCUGGGAGCGUCUGCGACGUCGCAGCCGUCGAGCCGGUUGCUUGGCGUCAAUGGCAACGGCACCGGAGCCAACGACCUGGCGGACCGGCGGGCUUCGCGGAGGGAGUCGCGCAAGAUCAGCGUCGUCGGCCCGGGCGCGGUAGGCUCGGGCGCAGCCGGCCUCAACGCGACGGGCGCCGUCGGCCUGCUCGACUCGCUCAAGGUUGGCGUCGAUGAGCAGGCCGAGAACGACGCCACCAGCGGUGCGCUCGACGCUGCGGCGGGGACGGCCACGGUCCCCAACAGGCCCAUCGCACCGCCAUACGCGGCCUGA
Pseudozyma flocculosa PF-1 is the source of this 3222-nucleotide messenger RNA. RefSeq lists its product as uncharacterized. The record is from RefSeq and is a predicted model, not a curated record. Gene Ontology annotation, biological process: protein localization to plasma membrane. The transcript has 2 exons. NCBI's taxonomy places the organism in Eukaryota, Fungi, Basidiomycota, Ustilaginomycetes, Ustilaginales, Ustilaginaceae. Bases 1 to 3222 code for a protein of 1073 amino acids.